Messenger RNA from Argentina anserina (silverweed cinquefoil), 1122 nucleotides. RefSeq lists its product as uncharacterized. Bases 1 to 924 code for a protein of 307 amino acids. Gene Ontology annotation, biological process: regulation of DNA-templated transcription. The transcript has 2 exons. Gene Ontology annotation, molecular function: double-stranded DNA binding. The record is from RefSeq and is a predicted model, not a curated record. Lineage: Eukaryota; Viridiplantae; Streptophyta; Magnoliopsida; Rosales; Rosaceae.
AUGCAGUCGAGAGUGGCGAGUCCUCGAAGCAAAACCCCGAUUGGGAGACACUCAGACACCGUCAACUGUAGAGCACCGGUUCAAUUGAAGCUGAUCAGAGAAAGCAUUGCUCUUGGCACUGACCUUACUCGCCUCAUUUCUGGCAAUCCAAAGUUCUUAACACUUAGCUUAGAGAAUAAUCUCAGACCCUGUUAUGAUAUCAUCAAAGCUUUACCUAUCCCGGACACAAUGGCGGGUCUUGUUCUGUCGAAAUUGUUUCAGGGGUUCACUGUCAGCCCGCAGGUACUAAGCAACAUUGCUCCCAAUAUUGCAUUUCUUAAGGCAGUUCAAGUCCCCGAAACCUCGGUCAAUUUGUGUCUGAGCAUUAACCUGUAUGCAGUGUCAAGGGAAACCGACAAGUUUAAGGAGAACGUCGAGAAUGUUAUCAGUAUGGGAAUAAGGCCCUCUGCUCCAACCUUUAUGAAGGCCUUGUAUGUGAUGUCUGUGUUGGAUGAGCUGAAAUGGGUACAAAGGGUGGAAAUUUAUAAGACGGCAUUCAAUUGGACUGAAGAUGAGUUCUUCUUGGCAUUUAGAAGAUAUCCCAUGUUUAUGAGUUUGUCAGAGAAGAACGUUUUUAAUAAAAUGGAUUUUCUUGUCAACAGCAUGUGUUGGAAGUCUGGAUCUGUAGCUGGAUAUCCACAUGUUCUAACUUAUAGUUUGGAGAAGUGGAUUAUACCUAGGUAUUUGGUUCUUAGAGUGCUUCUGUUGAAGGGCUUAAUGACAAAGGAAGUGUUUUCUUUGCCUGGCACACUGAGUUCCAGUAAGAUUUUCUUCUUGGAAAAGUUUGUGAUCAAAUAUCAAAAGCAAGUACCUGAGUUGUUGGAUAUCUUUCAAGGGAAAAUGAGUCUUGCGGACUUGGGGUUGGAAACAGGUGGAGCAACAUAAUUGUAGGAUGAAGCUAUGCUAUUCAAUAUUUUCUUCAAUUUUAUUAUUAAACAUCAGAAGAACCUCUAGUUCAUAAUUUCAUUGUAAGUUGUGUUCUCUGUCCUUUGCUGUCAAAGUAUGUUUUGGACACAAAUUGUAUGUGACAUAUCAAUCUCUAAUACAAUAAAUUUAUAUACCAAUAUAGGUAUAAAUUCAUUU